CGGAACCAUUGCGACGCAGCUCGGGUUUCACUCCGACCGCCCUUAAGUGUGACCCCACCUCAUGCCGUCUUCCCUCAGCAAGAUGGCGGCGCUCCGGCUCGAAACUUGCCAUGUCGCCUGUUCGGCCAACAGGACGCCCAACGUCGUGUCUUGGGGCCUCGGGGGGACGAUCGCAUUCGGGACGUGUAACUCCGUAGCCCUGUACGACCCCCAGGAAAGAAGAGUUUUGUCCAUGCUGAAUGGACACACAGGAAGAGUGAACGCAGUCCAAUGGGUCCAUAAGGAAGAUUGCGGUCCCGAGACCCACCUGGUCUCAGGAGGCUCGGACAGCCGUCUGCUGGUCUGGGCCGCUCAGAAUGGCAAGUUUGACCAGUCGGUGGAGUGUAAAGGCCACACGGGCGCCGUGUGCGCCGUGGACGCCAUCUACGCUGGCGCGAAUAUCCUGGCGGCCUCUGCGGCGGGGGACUCCAGCGUCCGGCUGUGGCUCUGCGGUGACGCUGAAGAGGCCGAGUGCCUCCACACGCUAACAUUUGGCGGCGGGUUCAUGAUGGACGUCUCCCUGGCCCUGCUGCCAGGCACCAAAGUUCCCGUUCUGGCCUGCGGGGGCGACGACUCUCGGGUCCACCUGUACGUGCAAUCCCGGGAGAAGAAGCUGCGCAGCGCGACGAUGCUGCAGGGACACGAAGACUGGGUGCGUGGUGUUGCCUGGACGUCCGCAGGUGGCGAGCUGCUGCUGGCCAGCUGCUCGCAGGACGGUCUCAUCCGAGUGUGGCGGCUCGGCGCCAAGCCCGGGAGCGAGCGGGACGACGGCGUCAUCAAAAUGAAAGAGGACGUUUUUCGAGUGGACGAGGAAGAAGAGGACGGAGCGUUCGCCGUGGCCCUGGAAACGGUUUUGACGGGACAUGAGAACUGGGUGUACGGCAUCCACUGGCGGCCACCCUCUUACAAGGGCGGCGAGCGGCAGCAGCGCCUCGGUCUGCUCUCAGCCUCCAUGGACAAAACCAUGAUUCUGUGGACCCCCGACCAGGCCUCUGGAGUCUGGAUGGAGCAGGUUCGUGUCGGGGAGGUGGGCGGCAACACGCUGGGCUUCUUCGGCUGCCAGAUGAGUCCGGACGCUUCCAUGAUCCUGGCUCACGCUUUCCACGGCGCGCUCCACCUGUGGAGCGAGGACGCCGGCUCGGGCGAGUGGCGACCCGCCGCGGUGCUGUCGGGCCACUUCGACGCGGUCCAGGACCUGAGCUGGGACCCCGAGGGCGAGUUCGUGCUCAGCGUGAGCUCGGACCGGACGGCCCGGCUCUUCACGCCGUGGAGGACGACGGCGGCGGGGGCGGGGGCGGAGGCGGAGGCGCGCCCCAGCUGGCACGAGAUCUCGCGGCCGCAGAUCCACGGCUACGACGUGCGGUGUCUGGCCGCGCCGGGCCGCUUCCGGUUCGUGUCGGGCGCCGACGAGAAGGUCCUGCGCGUCUUCCGGGCGCCGCGCAAUUUCGUGGAGAACUUGGCUAACAUCUCGGCGACGUCCAGGGACCGGCUGCUGGCGUCCGGCGACUUCGCCGAGCUACCCGAAGGAGCCAGCGCGCCCGCGUUGGGCUUGUCCAACAAGGCCGUCUUUCGAGCCGAUCGCGCCUCAUCGAGCGAAGACGGAGACGAGAAGUUCAGCGGCGCCUCCGACCAAUAUCGCGAGUCCCACUUCCGCCCCAUCAACUUGACCGAACCUCCACCAGAGGAUCAUCUGCUGCAGAACACCCUCUGGCCCGAAGUCCAAAAACUGUACGGCCACGGAUUCGAGAUGUUCUGCCUGGCGACCGACCGCGGCGGGACGCUGGUGGCGUCGGCGUGCAAGGCGGCCAAGGCGGAGCACGCCUCGGUGCUGCUGUGGAGCGCGUCCACGUGGCGCCGCCUGCAGGCGCUGCCGUGCCACGCGCUGACCGUCACGCAGAUGGCCUUCUCGCCCGACGCCGCCGCGCUCUUGCUCGUCUCCAGAGACCGCACCUGGUCUCUCUGGCGCCGACGACAGGCCGCCCCAGAGCCCGAGUAUGGUUUGUACGCGCGCACCACGAAGGACACGUCUGUGCACAGCCGCAUCAUCUGGUCGUGCGACUGGAGUCCCGACGGCACGUACUUCGCGACGGCCGGUCGCGACAAGAAGGUGAUCGUGUGGGGACCGUGCACACAGGACCGCUGCGAAGACUCCGAGGUGAAGCCGUGCUCCUCCGUCUUGGAUGUGGGCGAUUCCGCUACGGCCGUGGCGUUCUGCCCUCGACUCAAUUCGGACGAAAGUUACCUGCUGGCCGUGGGACUCGAGUGCGGUCGGAUGAUUUUGUUCGGGUGGAGGCCCGGUGGAGAUCCCGCCGGGGGGCAAGACUGGAUCAGAUACGGAGGAACAGACCGAUCGCAAAGUCACACCCGGGCCGUCAAGAGGCUGCGCUGGCGGCCACGCGCGGGUCGGGCCGGCGCCCCGGACGACGGCGCCUGGCUGCAGCUGGCCAGCGCCGGCGCCGACCACGCCGUCAAAAUCUUCGACGUCAACGCAGAGGCUCUUUAGCGCAGAUAACUACGAGAAAUCGUGUUGCUUUUGUAUUUAUGGUGACCAAUAAACAACAUUUUUUUUUUGA
Molecule: messenger RNA, 2612 nt
Organism: Phyllopteryx taeniolatus (common seadragon)
Lineage: Eukaryota; Metazoa; Chordata; Actinopteri; Syngnathiformes; Syngnathidae
Gene: elp2
Product: elongator acetyltransferase complex subunit 2
Exons: 21
Coding region: 62-2542 (826 amino acids)
Biological process (GO): tRNA wobble uridine modification
Cellular component (GO): elongator holoenzyme complex
Molecular function (GO): protein binding
Source: RefSeq, a predicted model, not a curated record